AUGGCGACGGCCGGGAGGGUGAAGUGCGCGCUGUGCCAUGCGGCGGAGGGCGUGGAUGACGGGCGGCGGGGUCCGUUCCUGGGGCCUGUGGUGGACGGGCGGGGCGGCAGGGCCUGCUACGUGCACCGCGCGUGUGCGCUGUGGAGUGCCGAGGUGUACCAGACGGAGCGGGACACCUUCAAAAAACUGCUGCAGGCAGUGAAGAGAGGAAGAUACAUGAAGUGCACGUACUGCAACAGAAUAGGCGCAACCAUUGGCUGCCACGUCGAGCGGUGCAUGUGCUCCUACCACCUUGACUGUGCUCGUCUUGCUGGCUGCACCUUCUCUAUUUCCAGUUACUCCAUCGGUUGCCCCAAACACCCCCAGAAAGAGCAGCCCGUCAAGCUUGCAAGUGGGCCGGCAGCAGGCCUUGUGCGGGUAGCCACAGAUCCGUUGGCGCCCUGGAGGGUGACCAUCAAACCAUCGUUGGAUUGGAGGCCCAGCCAGGCAACGCCCCUGGGGAUGGAGGGAGGCAGGGUGGGAGGCACUGAAGACAGGAUCGAGUUGUCCAGAGGCCCACACGGUGCAGAUCAUGAGCGGCAGCCGGCUAUGGAAUAUGGCCUCGAUGACCGAUUUCGGGAGGAGACGCUGCAGAGGUUCAAGCCCAUGGUCGUUGGGGCUCAGUCAGGCAUGCAGGACGACCCACAGACCCAGGCACUGCUGCACCAAGUUCAGGGCGGUUUUGAGUGUGUGGGUGGCCUCGAAGACGUUGUGCAGUCUCUCAAAGAAAUGGUGAUUCUGCCACUGUUGUACCCAGACGUCUUCAAGGAAGCCAAGCCUCCAAGGGGAAUAUUGCUUCAUGGCCCACCAGGAACUGGCAAGACCCAUGUUGUGCGCUGCCUGAUUGGCGAGUGUGCAAAGUGCUGUGCACAGCCUGUUGCAUUCUUCUCCCAUAGGGCUUCGGAAUGCCUUAGUGAGAAUGUUGGAGAGACGGAGGAAGCACUGAGGACUGUCUUUGAGGAGGCUUGCAGGCUUUCUCCCUCAAUAGUGUUUCUUGAUGAGCUGGACGCGCUGGUGCCUGCAAGGAGUGAGGGCGCAAGUGAGUGGGAUGUCAACUCGGGCUCUGUGGUGGCCACAGUGCUUGCACUAAUGGAUGGCCUUGAUGACAGGGGGGCAGUUACAGUCAUCGGCGCAACCAAUCGGAAGGGUGCAUUGGAUCCUGCAUUGCUGCGAUCUGGUCGGUUUGAUAGGGAAGUCCUGUUUAAACUUCCUGACGCCAGGAGCCGGGCUGCUGUGUUGCGGGUGCACACCAGAGGAUGGAGGCAUCCACCCAACGAGGAGACUAUUGCCGAUCUUGUACGCAAGACUCAGGGAAUGGGAGGUGCAGAUCUGCGGCACCUGUGUACAUUGGCCGUCAUGAACGCUGUCCGUUCAGAGUUCCCCGGUGUCCUUGAUGCGGCCUGGGGCGACGAUUCCCACCAGGACAAUGCCUUCAGGCUCAAGAAACAGUGUGUGCUCAGCUGUCUGCGGGUCUCCCCCGGGACUUGGAGCCAGGCGUUGCACGAGUGCAAGCGUGGAAAACAGGAGCUGCUGUCACGGGCCCACGCACCCCGCCCGAUGCCCUACCGGCUCAUGGCGGCUCUGCUGCCGGCUGUUGCGAGGGUGCUGUGCAAUCUCACAGAUCGCUGCACUGCUGUGCCUCUGACGCUGAAGGAGUGCGCUGAACUGGGGAGCUUGUACUUGAGGGGCCCUGUGGCGCGGAGAAAGAGUGUGGAGGAGGAGCUGUGCCGGAAACUGCAGGAAGUUGGAGCUGUCACACUGACUGAUGGCACCAUCAGGCCCACAGGUCAAAGGGAGGCUGGUAGCAGGUUCUGCAGUUCAUCAGUUGAAGUCUUCACAAAGUGUCGAAUGUUGAUUUGUGGUGAGGGAGUGGUGGGUCAAGAGGAAGUGGCUGGCUGCGCCCUGCGUUUGCUGUCCCAUGGUGCUGCAGCUCCAACGGUGGUCACUGUACCAUGCCUGGUGGAGAGUGGGGGCCCUGACCUGCUGCACGGCUUCCGCGUGCUGCUUGACGAUGCCUUGCAGUCAACACCACAGGGCCAUCCUUGCUGCCUGUACAUCCCAAGGAUUGAGACAUUGGGAGUUACUGAUAGUGGAUAUCUCCCUCAGUGCUGUGGACUGGAGAGCGAUGCCUCAGAGUGCACCACACCGUUGCGCUCUUUUCCUGACUGCAGGACAUCUACGAGUACCAGUGCAAUGUUCUGCCCAACUUCCGCCUUCUGCCCAGAAUCCAGUUGUCAGUCGCUGUGCACCAGCAGCACAGCUGCCGAUGGGGUUGAACAGACAGUGUCUGGCAAGGCUGCCAGAGCCAACUUGAAUGAGUCAGACUUGCUGACUGUGUUCCAGGAGCUUGUAGAGCAGGUUCCUCCCUCCCAGCCACUUAUCGUUCUUGCAACAAUGCACUGCGCAGCAUGCGAUGUGCCACCCUCGAUGGCAUCAUUCUUUUCUCCAGAGUGCAUGGGCACCAGGCGCCCGUUUCAGCAUUCGGUGCCAACGAUCGUGGAAAUUGGUCAGAGCGACUACUGCAGGGCCAUGGACAUGGAAGCGCGCAUGCAAGCCGAAGUGCAUCAGCGACUUUGUCUUGAUGGGCUGGUGGACGUCAACAGGAAGGGCAACAUCGAUGCAGAAGCAGAGAAGGAUCUUGUGCUCCAGGACAACAGCAAUAAGGUCCAUCAGUACCACCUUCGCUCGUGGAAGUCUUCCAAACAUCGGCACCAGCCUUCCCGACGGCGUGAGCAUCACCCGUGUGGAGGGCUUGCAGAUGCAGAGAGACAACGUGCUCUGGAGCAGGUGGCGGAGGCAGUCCGCUCAUGUGGGAGGGCACUCCUGGAUGACCCCCGUUCCAGGCUUGUGCAUUUCCAGCCCGAUGCCAGGCCGCAGCUGAGGCACAGGAGGACUGGAGGUGGAGAGCGGGACCCCCUCUUGACCCGCCAGCCGUCGCGCCGGCGGUCCAGCUCAACGGGCCAGUGGCUGAGCCUGCAUCAGGUGGCAAGGGACGCAGCUGACGGCAGGUUUUCGACACCCGAGGAAUUGUGCCAGGCGGUCAGCCGUGUGGUUAGGCCCCUGAGGCGGGUGCGGCAUCCGCUGCAGAGACGGUGGCAACGGUGGCUGGGGAUGGCCAUCGCAGAUGAGAUCAGCGAGUGGGCAAUCGAGGCGUCUCGCGCGGCAGGUUUGUGA
Ostreobium quekettii is the source of this 3213-nucleotide messenger RNA. Lineage: Eukaryota; Viridiplantae; Chlorophyta; Ulvophyceae; Bryopsidales; Ostreobiaceae. The record is from the annotation of a GenBank genome assembly.